AUGCUUCCAAUAGAAAAGGAAACUUCUAGAGUUGCUACAACUAAACCAUUAGAUGAACUUUUUACGAAUGUCGGUCAAAAGUUUGAGACAGAGACCGUAAAGCAUGAAGGCUAUCGUUUUGACUACCCGUUAAGAUGGCUAAGAGACCCAUCCGUCACAAAAGCUAUUGGCUUUCGUAGAAUGAAGUUCAUUUCAGAAGCCAUACAUGGUUUCCCAUUUACGGUCGGUUUUGUAGUUCGAUACUAUAACAAAGAAAAACGUACGUAUGAGAAAUUUGAACAGGGAAAACUUUUACAAGUUAGUUUGCUUGUAAACUUAGAAACAACUCUUCAAGCUUUUCAA
This is a messenger RNA of Trichomonas vaginalis G3, 342 nucleotides long. RefSeq lists its product as uncharacterized. Lineage: Eukaryota; Parabasalia; Trichomonadida; Trichomonadidae. The annotation marks the transcript as partial. The transcript has a single exon. The record is from RefSeq and is a predicted model, not a curated record.